UCCCAUUUUCAAUUUUCGUCUUCUUUUCUCAAAUUUUCUAGAACUUCCACUCCACUACCUUGUAUAAAUAUCUUCCUCCCUCCCUGAAUAUCUAAUUCUUUAUAGAAAAUUCAAUAAUCUUGCACCCUGACAAAAUAUAUUAGUGUACUUCAAGAAACUUAGUGAAAUCAAUGGAUGGCAUGGUAGAGAAGCUGAAAGAGGAAUUCACAACAACCGACACCGGUACAGUGUCUGCACGGCCAAUGGAGGGGUUGCAUGAGGUGGGUCCACCGCCUUUUCUGAUCAAGAUUUUUGAGAUUGUGGAGGAUUCUUCGACAGAUGCAGUGAUUUCUUGGAGCAGGAGUAAGAACAGUUUUAUUGUGUGGGAUUCUCACAAAUUCUCCACCAUUCUUCUCCCUAAGUACUUCAAGCACAGCAAUUUCUCUAGCUUCAUUCGCCAGCUUAACACAUAUGGUUUUAGAAAGGUGGAUCCCGAUAGAUGGGAAUUUGCUAAUGAGGGAUUUUUGGGAGGACAGAAGCAUCUUUUGAAGUCGAUCAAGAGGAGAAGAAAUGUGAUGCAAAGCUCGACUUCGCAAGGUGGAAAUUCAUGUGUUGAGUUGGGGCAUUUUGGUGUGGGAGAAGAAGUCGAAAGACUGAAACGUGAUAGGAAUGUGUUGAUGACGGAAAUUGUGAAACUGAAGCAGCAACAGCAUAACUCAAGGGAGCAGAUCAUGGAAAUUGAAGAAAGAAUUUGCAGCACUGAAAGGAAGCAACAACAAAUGAUGAGUUUCAUCGCUAAAGCCUUCGGAAAUCCGAUGUUUGUCCAGCAUUAUAUGGAUAAAUAUGCUCAGAAGCAAGAGCGCUUAGAAAUUGGGCAAAAGAGGAGACUCUCUAUGAGUCCAAGUGUCGAGAAUUCGCAGGAUGCUGUAUCCGUUGCCAUGGGCAUGAAUCCGUGUUCGAACCAUACAAGUCAAGAAGAAGAGGAGCUUGCUAACAUUCAAUUAGAGAUAGAGGCGUUGUUUUCUGAUCCUAAGGACACUAAAUCAGGGACUGGCCCCUUGGCUAGUGGCACCGGGUUGAAUUCUAUUGCUGAUAGUAUGUUGGAGGAAAUGCUUGGGGAAGAUCUCAUUGUUGGCUAUGAAGCCGAAAAUUUUUUGGCAGCCAAUGAACCAUCAGUUGCAGAAGUGGAAGAUUUGAUAGCAAAAACACCAGAUUGGGGUGAGGAUUUACAAGAUCUUGUAAAUCAAUUGGGAGAUCUUUAGUUGAAAGUUGAAAACCAUAAAUGUUCUGUUACUACGAUUCUUUGAUUCUCAUGGCCUCCACAAAACACUUCCUGUUCCUCGUAUUGAGUACAGAUUAUGAUUAAUCAUUCAUUUGA
This is a messenger RNA of Olea europaea var. sylvestris, 1357 nucleotides long. RefSeq names its product heat shock factor protein HSF30-like. The record is from RefSeq and is a predicted model, not a curated record. Bases 171 to 1241 code for a protein of 356 amino acids. Gene Ontology annotation, biological process: regulation of transcription by RNA polymerase II. Gene Ontology annotation, cellular component: nucleus. NCBI's taxonomy places the organism in Eukaryota, Viridiplantae, Streptophyta, Magnoliopsida, Lamiales, Oleaceae. The transcript is spliced from 2 exons. Gene Ontology annotation, molecular function: RNA polymerase II cis-regulatory region sequence-specific DNA binding; DNA-binding transcription factor activity.